Messenger RNA from Geodia barretti, 945 nucleotides. The record is from the annotation of a GenBank genome assembly. Lineage: Eukaryota; Metazoa; Porifera; Demospongiae; Tetractinellida; Geodiidae.
AUGGGCUAUGACGGCUUGUGCACCGAGGAAACGGGGCACGACCCACUGUUGCCCCUGGCCCUGGCAGCGACCACCACCUCAAGGGUCACGCUGGAGCCACGGGUCGCCAUUGCCUUCCCCCGCUCUCCCAUGGUCUUCGCUUAUGCCGCCAUGGACUUGCAGAAUCUCUCCGACGGGCGGUUUCGCCUCGGGCUGGGGACACAGGUCAAAGGGCACAUCGAGCGCCGGUUCUCGGCCCAGUGGGCAGCUCCCGGGCCGAGAAUUCGGGAAUAUGUGCAGUCCCUUCACGCCAUCUGGAAUUCCUGGCAGAACGGGACACGGCUGGCUUACCACGGGGAACACUACAACUUUUCCCUGAUGACUCCGUUCUUCAGCCCCGGUCCGUCCGAACAGCCUAGCCCGCCGGUAUUCAUAAGUGCAGUCAAUACCUACAACUGCCGGGUGGCAGGCGAAGUAUGCGACGGCCUGUCCCUCCACCCGCUGUGCUCACCGGAGUACCUGAAGCAGCGCAUCCUGCCCAGCGUCGCAGACGGCGCCGGACGGAGCGGACGAGAUGCCGCGGCCGUCAACCUGACUGGCUCGGGCUUCAUCAUCACCGGACCCAACAAGGCAGCCAUCGAGGAACGAAAGUACGCCGUUCGGCGGCAGAUCGCCUUCUAUUCCUCGACGCGAACAUACAUGCCGGUGCUCGAAGUCCACGGAUACCAGGACGUUUGCGUCAGGCUGCAUGAAAUGUCGCUGAAGGGCCAGUGGGAGGACAUGACGGGACUGAUAACCGACGACAUCUUCGACAGCUUCGCGGUGGCAGUGGAAUACGACGAGGUCGCAGCCGCAGUCAAAGAACGCUACGACGGCCUGCUGAACGAAGUGGUCUUUGGUAUGGACGUGUCCGGCGCCGACGACGAAACUCAGCUGAGGAAAAUCAUCGAAGCAUUGCAGGAAUAG